This is a messenger RNA of Hordeum vulgare subsp. vulgare (domesticated barley), 1079 nucleotides long. Its product is annotated as PRA1 family protein B2-like. The transcript has a single exon. The record is from RefSeq and is a predicted model, not a curated record. Gene Ontology annotation, biological process: vesicle-mediated transport. The coding region runs from base 42 to 722 and encodes 226 amino acids. NCBI's taxonomy places the organism in Eukaryota, Viridiplantae, Streptophyta, Magnoliopsida, Poales, Poaceae. Gene Ontology annotation, cellular component: Golgi apparatus; endoplasmic reticulum.
AAAAAAACACAUUAUUCUCUACGGUGGCAUCCACCGACGCCAUGGCCGCGGCUUCUCCUCCCCUCCUCCCCGUCUCCGUUCUCCCGGCGGCCACCGCCACCACCGCCACCAUCGCCCUCCCCGCUCCGGACACCUCCUCGGUGGCCGACCAGCGCGCCUACCUCGCCCGCCUCCUCGACUCCGCCAAGCGCUCCCUCUCCGGCGCGCGCCCGUGGGCGGAGCUCCUCGACCGCGCGGCGCUCAGCCGCCCGGACUCCCUCGCCGACGCCACCGCCCGCGUCCGCAGGAACCUCGCCUACUUCCGCGUCAACUACGCCCUCCUCGUCGCGCUCUCCCUCGCCGCCUCCCUCCUCGCGCAUCCGUUCGCGCUCGCCGCCCUGCUCGCGCUCCUCGCCGCCUGGUGCGCGCUCUACCUCCUCCGCCCCGCCGACGCGGCCCCGCUCGCGGCCUUUGGGAAGACCUUCUCCGAGAGGGAGACUCUGGGUGGGCUCGUGGCCGCGUCGGCGUUCGUCGUCUUCGUGACCUCCGUCGGGUCCAUCGUCUUCUCGGCCCUCGCGGCCGGCGCCGCGCUCGCCUGCGCGCACGGCGCGUUCCGGGUGCCCGAGGAGCAGCUCUUCCUCGACGACGACGUGCAGCCUGGCGCUGGAGGAAGAGCGGGCUCCUCCGUCGACCUGCUCUCCUUCUUCACCAACGCCGCCGGAGGGGGAGGCGGGCGCGGCUGAGGCACCACCCCCACCUCAUGCCGUCGACUGAUUCAUUCUUGAGGAAUACACGAGACACCAUACGUGUUGCUAGUUAGCUACACCUACACUAAAUGAAAACAUUAAUUACGUUUAGAAUUUUACACGAUUCAAAAGAUUUUUAUAGGAAAUUUAAGAAACGAAAUAUUUAUGAAUUAUUUCUCUGUGGAUUGUUCGUAGAACUAAUACUUAUAAAGAAUCAUAUAUGAUUCGUCUUUUAAGAGUUUAUUUGCAUGGAUUAUUCGUAGAACUAAUACUUACGAUAAGAUCGCUCAGCUUCAAAAUUGGGUGCAAACAAUCCAUCUACGAUUCGAAGGAACAUGACGUGUAAUCGGUAAU